AUGCAGACCAAAACCAAGAGGAAACGAUUGAGUCGCGGUGGUCGCUGGACGGAAGAAGAGCGACUUCAGCUGGUACGACUGCGUGAUCGUAAUAAGCAUCUUGCUUGGGAUCAGUUUCAGAAGAUAUACUUUCCACGACGGUCCUAUAUGGCUUUGACGAAGGCUUAUUCGAUCUAUCCCCUAUUGGCAUCUCUAUGUUCUUCUCUUGUUGAUGUUUUUGUUGGAUUGUGUGGGUCGAAGAGGGACAACGCAAUGGUGUGCACUCCAUCCCUCGACCAUAAACAGAAACAGCAGUUGCUUAACCGGGCCCUUGUCCCAUGGCAGACCAAUAACACUAGCAAUGAGACGACACUCCCAUCCAAGACCAACAGACCUAACAAACGGCCAAACAUUGACGAGCGCUCUGUCAACGAACGGGCCAAUAAACAGGCUAGGACAGCCGAGAGAGAUUCGACCUAUGUGCCUGAGGAAGACCCAGAAUCUCCGGAUAACGGAGAUAUUCAUGAGGAUGGCUCAGUAUGUCCACCCCCGUCUAGCCAGAAUCGAAUAGAAUUGCUAACAAGCAUGCAGUCGAGCCCCAUGCAUGGUCGAACGAGAAGUUCGGUGAACUCCUUGGCAAAGCUUAGAGCCCAAACAGUCGCAACACAGCCGAUAUCUCAAAGUUCCAGAAAUACCACAAGCUUACAGACAAGUGCAUCGGAUAAAACAGCUUCGGAGUCCCCUAGCCAGGCUAAACAAACCAGGGGCACUGAGAGGGUCAUGGGCUCUGCUCACAAUAACAAGCCUGUGCCGACCACUACAGCGAUGCAGGGUAUCAGUCUGCCCAAAGCCAAUCCAGGCAAUUCCCCUUCUAAAGCUUCGCAGCCGGAGCGGGCCAGUGCGCAAAUAGAAUGCAUGAGUUUUGGCACGGCGCACGACCUAUUUGCCAGCUUGGUGAAAACCAUUGCUGAUUACCGAAAAGCAACCAAAAAAAGAAAGGGCUUGAUUGUCACGGUGGCAGAGAGAAUCGCCAGUUCUGCCUACCUUACUAUAUAA
Molecule: messenger RNA, 1035 nt
Organism: Aspergillus oryzae RIB40
Lineage: Eukaryota; Fungi; Ascomycota; Eurotiomycetes; Eurotiales; Aspergillaceae
Exons: 5
Coding region: 1-1035 (344 amino acids)
Source: RefSeq, a predicted model, not a curated record